This is a messenger RNA of Clarias gariepinus (North African catfish), 1054 nucleotides long. RefSeq names its product myc target 1a (gene myct1a). The coding region runs from base 63 to 725 and encodes 220 amino acids. Gene Ontology annotation, cellular component: nucleoplasm. The record is from RefSeq and is a predicted model, not a curated record. The transcript is spliced from 2 exons. NCBI's taxonomy places the organism in Eukaryota, Metazoa, Chordata, Actinopteri, Siluriformes, Clariidae.
AUCAUCAUCAGGAGGGAUAUACCAGAGGCUGGAAGAGUGAGGGACCUGGAGGAGCAGACUGAAUGUGCAUCUCGGCUCCCUCGUCCUCGUUCAGUCGGGACAGAGCGAUGGCUGAUAACAGCACAAAUCUCAUCCUGGAAAUACUCCAGUCCUUCAGCACCAACGAUGUGAUCCUUGCAUUCUGCCUAUCCAUGGUGGUGGGACUCCUCCUGGGCGCUUUGGUGUACGUGGUCCUUACUUGGAUGGCGCAUCGACGUGCGUCUGCCACCAUCACUAGCAUGCCGUCGCCGCGCCCCUCAGGCCGCCCCUCGUCCCCGCGCACCCGCCCUGUCUUCAGCCGCCAGCCCAGUGCCUACGACCGGCGCAGCAACAACAGCCUGGCCAGCGCCGCGUUCUCUUUCCAUCGGCAGACCUCGACUUCACCCACCGAUCACGGCGACCUGCUGGGUCGCAAAGACAGCUUCAGGGCGUCCACCUUCCACCCGCUGAUCCAGUGCAGCCAGAUCGCCCGCGAGGCCGAGGAAGGAAACCACGGCACCCUGACCAGCAACACCGGAGCCACCGGGACUAACAGCACAGCCAGUUCCAUGGUCACCCCGCCAAGGGCCAGGGCCAGACCGGACUCCUUCUGGGGUAACAGCAAUGUGAGAGGCUUCAAUGUCACACAGACCCCUCCACCGGCGUACGACAGCAUCAUACGGGCCUAUCAGGAGUCCUGCACUUGAGGAUAAAAACGCCCCCUUGUGGAGGAGGAAGUUCAUAAACCUGGAUGAUCUCUUGGUGAAUCUCUUGGGAGCAGCUUUGCACGGUCUGAAAACAAAAUUAUAAUUUUUGUUUCUGCCAUCCAGGGACAUACUGACGUCCGGAAAGAAUGAUUGUAUUGCAUGAUUCCUGGCAUUUAAACUGGACAAGAAUCUACUACAGGACAUCAGUCAGACUCCCUUCCAGACUGUGUGAAUGACUGAAAGCUAAUGACUCAGUGUGCAUGGAGUCGUUGUUAUAAAAAGUUUUCAUUCCAAGCAUAUUUUGUUGAUAUGAUUAAUAAAAAAAGACU